Messenger RNA from Trematosphaeria pertusa, 898 nucleotides. RefSeq lists its product as uncharacterized. The transcript is spliced from 3 exons. Bases 29 to 541 code for a protein of 170 amino acids. The record is from RefSeq and is a predicted model, not a curated record. Lineage: Eukaryota; Fungi; Ascomycota; Dothideomycetes; Pleosporales; Trematosphaeriaceae.
CUGCGACUCACCCUUAACGCUCAACACGAUGGAACUCUGGUACGCUCUGGCUUCGGUUCUACGAAAGAUACUGCUGAUCAAUCUAUCGCAUUGCACACGCACAUGCACACACGUGCGUACCAAACACCACGGUAGGUGUGGCUCUCCACCUCUCCGUGCUUGCGAGACAGCGGUCAUGGCGGUGCUCCCAGAACGCAUAGCGGAUGCGUUCGACUUGAUCGGCAAUGGUGUGAUAGCCUCAACUAUCACGCCCGGCAUUCCUGCGACGUGGACUGGGCGAACAUUGGUUGAAUCUUUAGAAAUCCUCAUUGACGCAUGUGUGGAGAAGCAGGCAUGCGGUUUCCGGAGAGCUAGUGGGGAGACCAUGCAGACUCCGCUGGUAGGGCGCCGUCUCACAUCCGGAUCCGGAUCGGGUGGCUCUGUUCCUGCGAAGGGCCCAUUGAAGCCCAAGCCCAAGCCCGACGAUUCCAUGCAAUUUCCUCCUCCAUUAGCCGCUAUGGAGUCAUCUUCUCCCUUCGUUACUGCGCUCGCGGCUUCUUAAGCCCUGUCAAACUUUUCUCAAAGUGUUAAAGCGUUACCUAGGUAGUAUGGAAGCCGUCAAACUACUGGCCCAUAAAGAUGUCGCAUCAUAUGAACUUUAGGCACACAUUCCCGAUGUGCUUGCUGUUCUUGAAGAGUUCUGUGUCCUAUUCAACUCUUAUACUUCUUUACGGCAUGUUCAUGACCUCGCAUGAUCUAAUCCUGGUACCGAGCGUGCGCACUCACUCAUUGUAUGCAGCCCCCAGCGCCCGCUUUUACCACUCAUCCCUGGCUUGACUGCCAUACGAGAAGGGUCCCAAGACAACGUCGAGAGCGAUAUUCUGGAGUUCGACGCCGUGGCGAGAGGAGCAUGCGGGGA